Messenger RNA from Hirsutella rhossiliensis, 1791 nucleotides. Its product is annotated as gaa1-like, GPI transamidase component domain-containing protein. Gene Ontology annotation, cellular component: membrane; GPI-anchor transamidase complex. The transcript is spliced from 6 exons. NCBI's taxonomy places the organism in Eukaryota, Fungi, Ascomycota, Sordariomycetes, Hypocreales, Ophiocordycipitaceae. The coding region runs from base 1 to 1791 and encodes 596 amino acids. Gene Ontology annotation, biological process: attachment of GPI anchor to protein. The record is from RefSeq and is a predicted model, not a curated record.
AUGUCGCGACUGCUAUCCUCGGCGCUCUCUUUGCGGCGCGAUCCCCGGAUCCUCAAGCUCCCCCCCUACCUAUCCCUGAUGUGCAUCGCCGUUGGCGUCAUCUGGCUUCUGCUGCUGCCACUGGACGAAUACUCACGGCGCACGUACAUUUCGGAGAAUGCGCUUCUGCCCGGUCAGGUACACACAUACUUCGGAGGAAGCGAGCAGAACGUCUUUCGAGCCUAUCGCCACGAAGUGGACAACUUGGCAAGCCAGAGCAAUUACGCCCACAGAAUCAACGAUAAGCUAGAGACUGUCAUGAAGGGCGUGGGCAUCAAGGUCGGACGACAGAACUACACCUAUCACUCCGCGGGGGAAGAGUUCACCGGCGAAAACGUAUACGGAAUACUGCAAGCCCCACGUGGGGAUGCCACCGAGGCGAUUGUUCUCGUCGCAGCGUGGACGAGCAUCGAGGGGGCGCUGAAUCGCAAUGGCUUGGCCUUGGCCUUGACGCUGGCCCGUUACUUCAAGCGCUGGUCUCUUUGGUCCAAGGACAUUAUCCUCUUGGUGCCCCCAGACAGCAGGACUGGCACACAAGCCUGGGUCGAUGCGUACCACGAUGCUCACGAUCCGAGCACCGUUGCUUCGCUCCCGUUAAAGUCCGGAGCACUACAGGGCGCCGUUGCCAUCGAUUAUCCCUUGGAGCAGCCAUUCGACGGCAUCCAUAUCGUGUACGACGGUACAAACGGGCAACUGCCUAAUCUUGACCUCAUUAACUCCAUUGUCAAUAUUGCCGGGGGCCAGAUGGGCAUCCAGACGGCCAUCCAGGACAUGAAGCAUCAUGCAGGGGGGUACCUGGACCGGCUGAAGACGAUGCUCAGAGGUAUGCUAAACCAGGGGCUCGGCAAUUCAGCAGGUCCGCAUAGCAGCUUCAUCCCGUACCAUGUCGACUCGGUGACGCUGCAGCCCUACGGCCAAGGCUGGCACGACGAGAUGGCCAUGGGCAGAGUGGUCGAAGGGACCUUUAGGAGCCUGAACAACCUGCUGGAACAUCUGCACCAGAGCUUCUUCUUUUACCUGCUGAUGCAGAGAGACCGAUUUGUUAGCAUCGGCACCUACUUGCCCAGCGCCAUGCUGCUCUCGGCCAACUUCACCAUCAUGGCCAUCUUUCUCUGGGUCAAAAGUGCCAAAUCGAAGGGAGACUCAUACAAAACAGCGGGACAAGGCGAAGCCACGCGUCCACCGCCAUCGACCGUUGAGCGGGACCUUGCCCUCCCGCUUGGCGUCGUGGCCGGGUGCCAAGCCGUCUCGAUUGUGCUCCUUUUCGUCUUCAACAGACUGCCCGCCAGUAUGCUCUCUCCCGCAUUCACCGUUUUCUCAAUAGCCUCGGCUGCCUUACCACCCGUUGCCUCGCAGCUAAUCGCAGCCGUUUCUGCACCAACAGCACAGCACUUUCAACUCACCAAAUCCUUCUCAUUGCUCAUCCUGGGCAUAACACUAGCCACACUCGCCACGCUCAACUUUUCGCUGGCGUUUCUCAUCGGACUGCUGGCCUCACCCUUGACCUUUGUCCAACCGACGCGCAGCAUCGCUGCCAGGUAUUGCCUGGCAGGGCUACUGAGCGCCGUGGCACCCCCCGUCGUCGUAUACACGGCGGCGCAGCUCUGGGGCGUGCGCGUCGCGGAUGUACUGAGCGGAGCGAGCUUUGGGUGGAACGUAUGGGGGAUGCAUACGGCCGUGGUCGUCUGGUGCCUGUGGUGGCCUGCCUGGCUCGUAGGCAUGAUCAAUGUCCUGGGGACUGUCUCCAAGUAG